GCUUUUGUUUUAUUUAUGUCAAUGUCACCAAAUGUCAUGAUGAAAGUUGAUGUCAUGUGUCAUAUUGUAGUAUCGCAAUUAUCGCAUUCACAAUCGAUUUUAAUAAAUAUAUUGUUUUCGCUGGCCGAAACAGUAUUAUGUAUAUUCUAGAAAAGCGUGUAAGAUUUUACGCUAGCUACACUAACUCCUUGGUUAAUUUAUAGUGUUUAUUGGAAAUAAUAAAGUUAACAAAAUGCCAAACUUGUUAAAUUAUAAAUUUUGUGCAUUAAUAUAUUUAUUUUAUACUGUGUCAUCAUCAUAUGGUCACUAUAAAUCUGCGAUUGAAUUAAAAGAAAGUAAACAUCAUGAUCAUCAGAUAAGAAGCCAUUUGGAAACAAAUAUUUUAAAUAUUCCAGAAAAGUUGUCAAGGUCAAAAAGAGCUGAAAGUGCCCCAAACAUACCCAGCUCAAGCGAGACUAGUUUAACUAGUGAAAGUUUAAAACCGUCGCUGCCUUCGACCUUGACAAGUUCCUCUACUGACGCCCCUGUUGUGUAUGAUAUAGGACCUUCUAACUCUUCAAUAUUGACCAUAAUCCAAGUUAAUGCGUCAUCUUCAUCAGCUACAAAUAUUUCUGAUGUCAGCCCAUCCGAUGCGGCUCCUUUACCUGGUAAAAGUUCGGCGGAAGAUGAACACAACAGUUCAAUGGCUAUAUUUUUUGUGUUGUGUAUAUUGGCACUUGGCAUAUUGUUAAUACAUCUGAUGUUGCAAACAGGAUUUUCUUACUUACCUGAAAGUGUUGUUAUAGUGUUCCUUGGUGCUUUGAUUGGGAUGAUUAUAAAUUUAAUGUCAAUCAGGAAUAUAGCAAACUGGAGGAAGGAAGAGGCAUUUUCACCGACUGCUUUCUUUUUAGUAUUGCUUCCACCAAUUAUCUUUGAAUCUGGCUAUAAUUUGCACAAAGGUAACUUCUUCCAGAACAUUGGGUCCAUAUUACUUUUUGCAAUAGUGGGGACAGCUAUAUCUGCAUUUGUCAUUGGUGCAGGAAUAUAUCUGUUAGGUUUGGCUCAAGUGGUGUAUAAAUUGAGUUUUGUGGAAUCAUUUGCAUUUGGUUCAUUGAUUUCGGCCGUUGACCCGGUGGCUACAGUUGCCAUAUUCCAUGCCUUGGAUGUAGAUCCAGUUCUGAAUAUGUUGGUGUUUGGUGAAAGUAUUCUUAAUGAUGCUAUAGCUAUAGUACUCACUACUGCUGUCUUAGAUUCAAAUGAUCCAAUGAUGUCAACAUAUGAGGCUAUUUUAUCAGCUAUCAAUAGGUUUUGGUUAAUGUUCUUUGCAUCUGCUGGUAUUGGUGUUGUGUUUGCACUAAUCAGUGCUCUGUUACUCAAACAUGUUGAUCUUCGCAAGAAUCCAUCCCUUGAGUUUGGUAUGAUGUUAGUAUUUACUUAUGCACCAUAUGUAUUGGCUGAAGGAAUACAUUUAUCAGGUAUUAUGGCGAUCUUGUUCUGUGGUAUUGUUAUGUCACAUUACACACAUUUCAACUUGUCAACUGUAACGCAAGUGACAAUGCAGCAGACUAUGAGGACACUGGCCUUUAUUGCUGAGACAUGUGUAUUUGCUUACUUGGGUUUAGCUAUUUUCAGUUUCCGACAUCGCGUAGAGCCGGCCCUAGUUGUGUGGAGCAUUGUAAUGUGUCUGUUGGGACGGGCGGCUAACAUCUUCCCACUCGCGUUACUUUGUAAUAAAUUUAGAGAGCACAAGAUUACUAAGAAGAUGAUGUUUAUCAUGUGGUUCAGUGGAUUGCGAGGUGCAAUUUCUUACGCACUGUCUCUACAUCUGGAGUUCUCUGACGAGACGCGGCACGUCAUUAUAACGACGACGCUUAUCAUCGUGCUUGUCACCACCUUGUUCUUUGGAGGCUCUACAAUGCCCUUGUUGAAAUUCUUACGCGCUAACAAGAAAUCAAAGCGGUCACGUUCUCAAAGAAAACAGAAGGAAGUUAGUUUGUCUAAAACAAAGGAGUGGGGUCAGGCCAUAGACUCGGAGCAUCUCUCUGAAAUAACAGAAGAGGAACUUGAAGUUAAUUAUUCUCAUGCAACGAGAUUGAAAGGCUUUGUACGGCUGGACAUGAAGUAUUUGACACCUUUCUUCACUAGAAGAUUUACACAUCAGGAGUUGAAGGAUUGCAAGAGUCAAAUGACAGAUCUGACGAACCAGUGGUACCAGGCUAUCAGGAUAUCAAACGACCACGACACAGACGAGGACGAGAUUUUGCAGCAAAACUCACUCUCUAACUCAACCACCACUCUACAGAGAGGGGUCUAAUGAUCAUUUUCACCAACUAUCCAUUAAAUUUAAAGCUCCGUAUAACAAUUAGGAGUCCCUAGUAAGAUACCAAUGUUUGUCUACUAAGUUUAUCAUUUUGCUUUAGACUUUAGUAGAUGAUUGGUGAAAAUAGUCUUAAGUAUAUUAAUUUAUUUGUAUUAGCAUAUAUAAUCAGCUUUACAAAAUUAUAUAAGUAUUUAUGAAAUGCACAAAUGUCAUAGACAUAGAAAAUAUUAUGAAAUAUUUUAAAUAUCUCAGUUUGUCAUUUUUUUUCUAUUUCUCUGGUCUAUUAGAAUAUAUAUUAAUGGUUUAACAAAUAAGUCAAUGUCAUAGAUUAUUUGCUAAUAAGGUGUAACCGGCCAAAGUUAGCAUAGUAUUUUUUUUACUCCAUUCGACAAAUAUUUUUGUUGCCAUAAUAAUAUAUUGACAUGUUACCAAAUUGAUGUGCCUAGAAUUAACUAUCAUAAUGUGUUUAUUUAUAUAGUCUGUAUAAAUUUUAUAUUUCAGGAUUUAUUUGUUUUUAUGCAGCUGUUUUAAUGUAUUUUUUUAAACUGACUUAUUUCCUAUAACAUUAUAGGACUGUAGUAAAAUCUAUUAUUGUAAGAGAAAAUGAAACGAACUCUUACAUCUGGUUUGCUGAAUUGUAUGAUAGCUAUUUAGAUUGUGGUGCUGGCACAACUUUGUUACUUCUAAAUUAAAAGUCAUUCAAUUAAUGUUAUUUUUUGGUGUAUCUGAAGGUUAUAUGAGAUAAUAUUGUAGUGUUUAUAAAGUACUACCCAAAUUUUAUCACCAUCAGAAGAAUAAUUAAAAAAUUAUUUUCAUUCAUAUAUAUCAAUAACAUUAAUGGCUUUAAAAAUCAUAUAUAUGUCUUAUAAAAAUAUUCUUUUUUUUUUGUAAAUCCUGUCAAAGAUGACAAAUACUGCCUAAACAGUAAUGUUUAUAAUAUUUUGUGUUCUGUUCCAUCAUACUAUUUAUUUAAUGAAUGUUUUAUAUUUGUGAUAAUUAAUGUAAGAAAUAAAAUUAUUGCUAUUGCUUAAUUGCAUGCUUAGUAUCAACUUUGAUGUGUGAAACAUAUUAUCACUUGCUACUAUUGUAUAUGAUAGUAUAUAGAAGAUUAUUGCAAAGAAAAGUAAAAUGUUCAUAUUCUUAUAGAACCUUGGUUCUUGUUUUUUUUUGCGUAAAUCUAUAUAUUU
Molecule: messenger RNA, 3486 nt
Organism: Papilio polytes (common Mormon)
Lineage: Eukaryota; Metazoa; Arthropoda; Insecta; Lepidoptera; Papilionidae
Gene: Nhe1
Product: sodium/hydrogen exchanger 8
Exons: 7
Coding region: 233-2293 (686 amino acids)
Biological process (GO): proton transmembrane transport; regulation of pH; sodium ion transport
Cellular component (GO): Golgi apparatus; membrane
Molecular function (GO): sodium:proton antiporter activity
Source: RefSeq, a predicted model, not a curated record